Hippopotamus amphibius kiboko is the source of this 701-nucleotide messenger RNA. Its product is annotated as regakine-1-like. Gene Ontology annotation, cellular component: extracellular region. Gene Ontology annotation, molecular function: CCR chemokine receptor binding; chemokine activity. The coding region runs from base 205 to 489 and encodes 94 amino acids. Gene Ontology annotation, biological process: inflammatory response; cellular response to interleukin-1; G protein-coupled receptor signaling pathway. NCBI's taxonomy places the organism in Eukaryota, Metazoa, Chordata, Mammalia, Artiodactyla, Hippopotamidae. The record is from RefSeq and is a predicted model, not a curated record. The transcript has 5 exons.
CGGGAUGAAGUCCUCGGCGCGCCUGCGUCCCACUCCUCAGAAGACCCUGUGCAUCCUGCUCAUGGCUGAAUCUCUGGUGCCUGAACACUUCUCAGCUCAUGCAACCUCCCAUAGAGGAUGCUCAGAGCCUAGAUUUCAAGGAGCCAGAGAACCCAGGAGCCCUCAGCCCAGCCCUGUUCCUGUCACUGGUCAGCCACCAGAAGGAUGAGGGUCAGCCUGGCUACCCUGGCCUUCCUCCUCACUCUUGCCGCCCUCCACUCCGAGGCUGAUAAAGAACCAGCUGAUAACGUGACUGUCUGCUGUGUCACCUACACGUCGAGGAGAAUCCCACUGUCUUAUGUGAAAAAUUAUGAAAGGACCAGUGACCAGUGCUCCAAGCCAGCAGUCAUCUUCCAGACCAAAAGAGGGAAACUGUUAUGUGCCGACCCUGGUGAGGCCUGGGUGCAGAAGUCCAUUGAGUACCUGGACCGCAAGUCCAGGGAGCAGUGAGACCACCACAACCCAGGAAACAUGAGAAGAGGCCACAGAGCCACCCCCCCCCCCAACUAACUCUCUCAGCCCUAAAUGGUCCCUCCGUGUUGUCCUGACUAGAAGGAAAGCCCAUGAUCGUUCUCUGAUGGCUCCUGAAGCUUUGCCGUGACGCUCCGCCCUCUGGGGCCGGAGGAGACUGUGGCCCCCAGACAGCAUCUAUUCUCCCUUUG